UACUACACGUUGCCUCAGAUUUGUAUUACCGGUAGCUGUAUUGCCAAAAUAAACCACGAGACUGUUAUUAAUAAUAGACUCCAACCUCACUGUUUACUCCAUUUUCCACAUUGACAUACCAUUCAUUAGCACUGUAUUAUGCAGUGUCUGUGUUUGUCCCAGCCUACCAUUUUAACCCUUAAAGCUUGCCUUCUUCCUUCUUUCUCCCCAAACCUAUUUCCUUUAAGGGUUGCUGAUGGUCACGUGACCGUGUCCACCAACCACUGACUAACAGAGUAGGACAGCACACACACACACACACUCUCUCUCUCUCACUCACUCAUACUCGGUUAUAGGGAAUAUAACCCAUACCGUACCAGAAUACUGAUCCUAGCAAACAUCAGUCGCCAUCCAUUAUCAGAUAUACAGAUAACAGCCUUGCACAAGAGCAUCUUUACUUUGGUGAAGGACAGGACACAGAUAGAGGACAUCCUGCGCGACAUCCUGAAGCAUUGUUUGUUUUGUUUUGUUAUUUUUGUCCAUUUCGGGUUGCAUUUCCUCUACAACCUCUUCGGAACGCUCCGGAUCCUAAUCGUCGCGCAACAAAUCCUUAUCAUUUGAUUGACUGAUUGAUUUAUUUAUAUAUCUAGAGACAUCCGGAAAAUCCGGUAGCCUACGUCACCGACGUAACCUUCUCGCGUUACGUAACACCGACGAGCGCAACCGUGCGCCAAAUCCCUCAUGUCAAGACGCACACCUAUGAAGCGCUGUCUUCAUUACAGGAUCUGAAGAAAAGCCGCAUAUCCUAUUCUUGUUAUUUGUGCAGUAUUAUAUAGGCUAUUUGGUUUGGAUUUUUGUCGGCCAACAGCCUAUGUUCUUGCUCCGGUUCAUUCCUUAGUGCGAAACGGAUUGGUGAGGAAAAAAAAAAAAAAGAAACCCAAAAAAACAUGUCGGGCCAGACGCUGACGGAUCGCAUCGCCGCCGCGCAGUACCAGCUCACCGGCUCGGACGUGGCUCGGGCUGUGUGUAAAGCUACCACACACGAGGUGAUGGCGCCUAAGAAGAAGCACCUGGACUAUCUGAUCUCCGCCACCAAUGAGACCAAUGUGAACAUCCCACAGAUGGCUGACACGUUGUUCGAGAGGGCGAUGAAUGCCAGCUGGGUGGUGGUCUUCAAAGCGCUCGUCACCACACACCACAUGUGUAUCCAUGGCAAUGAGAGGUUCAUCCAGUACCUGGCCUCCAGGAAUUCACUCUUCAACCUCAGCAAUUUUAUCGACAAAACCGGUACUCACGGCUACGACAUGUCCACAUUUAUCAGACGAUAUGCGCGGUACCUCAACGAGAAAGCGUACGCUUACCGUGCAAUGGCCUUCGAUUUCACUCGAGUCAAGAAAGGUGCUGAUGGAGUGAUGAGGACUAUGGCUCCUGAAAAACUGCUAAAGGCUAUGCCGGCUCUGCAGACUCAAGUGGACACGCUACUGGAAUUCGAUGUUCAUCCCAAAGACUUGAACAAUGGCAUCAUCAAUGCAGGAUUCCUGCUUCUCUUCAAGGACCUGAUUAAACUCUUUGCCUCCUACAACGACGGCAUUAUUAAUUUAUUAGAGAAAUAUUUCAAAAUGAAGAAAUCUGACUGCAAGGAGUCGCUUGAGAUCUAUAAGAAGUUUCUGACGCGAGUAACGAAGAUUUCAGAGUUUAUGAAAAUCGCAGAGCAAGUCGGCGUGGACAAAAAUGACAUUCCUGACAUAUCUUAUGCUCCCAGCAGUAUUCUGGAAUCUCUGGAGACACACAUGAACAGUCUAGAGGGAAAGAAAGGAGAGGGGUCUCCGACAAAGGGAUCACCCACCAACAACGUCUCUCCGACGUCCACUCCGUCCAAAUCCGGAGCCUCUGUGCCCACCCUGGAGCCGCCGCCCACAGAGGCUGCGGCUGCGGCUGCGUCCGCUUCCGCCGAGCCUGCCACUGAUUCUCUGCUGGACUUGGAUCCGCUGUCUUCUUCAGGGCCGCCUGCUUCAACUGCUCCAACAUCCUGGGGAGAUCUUUUGGGGUCAGAAUUCGGUUCCUACACUACGGAGAGUCUCCUCCCUGACCCCACCCCUGCUGUAGACUCUACCUCUCCUGCGACAGCUGUGUCUAGUCCCCCAGCUGGUGAAGGCGCUGCUUCUGUAGCCCCUCCCUCUACCGCCGCUGGCCCAACCCCGAGCUCGGCGGAUCUCCUAGGAGGUGCGUUUGGAAGCCCAUCAGCUGAACCGGCAUCUGCUGUGGAGACGGGGGGUUCAGGCACCACGGCCGCUCCUGCCGCUGAUGCUUCUGCUACAAAUGACUCUGCAGGUGCAGGCAAUGGCCAACCCACAGCUCCAGCACCAGCAGCAUCUGCAGGAGGAGAUCUAAUGGGAGCGUUUGGUGGCUUGGGGGAUAUGCUCAUGCCAGCCAUGGCCCCUCAGCCAGCUGGAGCAGCUCCCAUGGCAGCCUCACCAGUUAAACCAGUGGGAGGGAAUCUGGACUCUACUAUGGCCAAUUUAGCUGGAAAUCUGGGAAUGGGGACUCAGAAACCCGGUGAAGCAGCGGGAGGGGCGAACUGGCAAGCGCAGGUAGCAGCCCCUAGCUGGGGCAUGCCCAUGCCUGUGCCCUCCAUGGUCUCUCCUCUCAUGGGGUCCCAGUUGCCAUUUAGCAUGCCCGGUGCAACAGGCGCAGCUCCCAUGAUGUUCCCCCAGCAGCCUAUGAUGAGACCGCAGUUUCCUGCUGCAGGAGCGUCUGCAGCACCGAUGUCUUCUGGAAUGACCCAAAGCCCAAGAAAGCCUCCUCCUCCCAAAGAUCCCCUUGCUGACCUGAACAUCAAGGACUUCCUAUAGGUCACCAUCAGCAAGUCAGCGACUAUGACCCUGAGGAAAUGGAUGUGUGCAUUUCUUUUCAGAUCAGUAUCCUCAGGGUCUCCUUCCGUCCCUCCCUCCCUCCCUCCCUCCCUCUUUCUGUCUAAUGUUGUAUUACAAACUGUGAAAGUGAUAAUGUAUACGUGUGUGUGCGUAUUUUAAUGUUUCCAGGCUAUAUUUAAAAAGGCAACCCAUUUAAAAAAAAAAAAAAAAAACGGUAUUGAUGGAUGCAUCCUCGUACAUCCGCAGUGGUGGGUGUGUAUUCCUUUUUGGUUUUUCCUGCCUUGUUUUUUUUUUUUUUUGUUUUUGUUUUGUUUCUUUUCUGUGAGGAACCCAAACAGAUGUGUAAUGUUUCUGUGGAGAAAAAUAAUGUGUUUGGUGUGGUACAUAUCACUGGGCUUACUGGAUCCAUGUCGUCAUUGAAGUAUUAGUUGUCUAGCUCUUAGCCAUACAGCAUCUGGUUCUGGGACACACAUGAAUGAACAUAGCGUUAACGGACGUAUUAAGGUUUGUGUAGCAUCUCCGUUCUGUUUUUACUAAAUAUCCUGCUUUUCUUCCUCUUCUGUCAGUGACACGUGACACGCCACAUCGGACUAGGCCUAUUAACAACCAAUAUGCAUUUGGAAUAUUUUAUCUUUAGUCUUUAUUUUGAGAUAAAAGAAUCUAUUUUAGUUAUGUUGAAAGUACUUUAUGUAUUAAAAGAGGUGGUACAAAAUAUUUGCGCUUGUAAAAAAAAUUUAAAAAAUAAAUACAUGUAUUCCUGCCACCUGAAUGCAACCUAGCUCUGUUUAACGGCACCUUGUAGUGAAUAGUGGUAGCGCACUAGCACAAGAGCACAGCAGUUCCGUGGAUCUAAAACUUGCAGUAGAUGGUAAGAUAUUUACAGAUUACAUCUACAAAACCAUCCGCCAUUGGUUUUACAAUCAGUCCAUAAUAAUGACUAAACUGGCGUGUUGAUCCAUUGCAGUAAGGAAAUGUGGGGGGAAAAAACAAAACAAAACAAAACAACAAACCCUGGUUGGUAGAACGUCUGGUGGAAUAAUGUUAUAUUAACAGUGGAUGUGCUGGUUAGGUUUGCUUUCCCCCCUUUUUUUUUUUUUUUUGGGUGGAUCUUAAUUUUUUGGAUGUAAUAAUCCCCUUCUGUCCCAAUACUCUUCUGUGCAUGUAAGUCCUGUUGAAAUGCAAUAAACAGUUACCUGGAAAACACGCCAUGUGUUUCGCACAUUCGAUUAUUUAUGCCGUUUUGCAUCAAAUACGGUCACGGAUACACCUCCAGACCGCACGAUCACAGUACAGAGACUAACAUUUUAGCUAAUGUUAAAAACAUCCAGUAAAAAAACAUUGCUUGUUAUAGCAUAUACAGUACAUCAAUGUUGUGGAACGUCCACGAGACAAGUUCGUUCCUGUUUAUGGCUUAUGUUAUAGCAACAGUCUUCCCCUCACUAGUUUCUCCUUGUCUAACUCUCACUCAAAAACCACCGCUCGUCAUUUUACAGAGAAAUCCGGAACGUGUAAACUCCUCUGUCGUCAAGACGUCCACGUGUUGGGAAACUUUGCAGAGCACCGUGACUCGAUGUUAAAUAAAUGUCUCCUAACAAAUAACUUCACAGAAUCAGCGAUCAUAUGUUUUACUUUGUUAAACAAUACUUUAUUAUUAUUUUAAAUCUGUUCAAUAUUAGAUUAUGUAGCGUGUUACUAUAGAAACCAUGACGUAUCAGAACAAGCACAUUACUAUAAUAAUUAAUAUAGGAAUGACACAGGAUGUAUUGAACACGCUAAGAAAAAUCAGUUCUCCAAAGCAAGGCAAGGAACCAGUUUAAAUCUGUAAGUAAUUACACCCCCUAUCUGUGUAAAUUAAUAUCAGCUGGGUUAGUAAAGUGAUGGUCUAUAAAAAGGCUUUUUGUUACCAAGGUGUCACACAAGAAACGUCUCAUGAUGGAUAAAAACAAAGAGCUCUCCCAAGACUUUCACAAACUUAUUGUUGUGAAACAUAUUGAUGGAAUCAGAUACGGACGUAUUUCAAAACUUCUGAAUCUUCCAGUAAGCACCACUGGGGCCAUUAUCUGCAAGUGGAAGCAACAUCACUCCGUCAUCAACCGGCCACGCACAGGAGCUCCUCGCAAGAUUUCUGACCAGGGAGUCAGAAGAACAGU
Ictalurus furcatus (blue catfish) is the source of this 5002-nucleotide messenger RNA. RefSeq names its product synaptosome associated protein 91b (gene snap91b). Gene Ontology annotation, cellular component: extrinsic component of presynaptic endocytic zone membrane; clathrin-coated pit; clathrin-coated vesicle. The coding region runs from base 927 to 2831 and encodes 634 amino acids. The transcript has 24 exons. The record is from RefSeq and is a predicted model, not a curated record. Gene Ontology annotation, molecular function: 1-phosphatidylinositol binding; clathrin heavy chain binding; SNARE binding. Gene Ontology annotation, biological process: clathrin-dependent endocytosis; synaptic vesicle budding from presynaptic endocytic zone membrane; clathrin coat assembly. Lineage: Eukaryota; Metazoa; Chordata; Actinopteri; Siluriformes; Ictaluridae.